Messenger RNA from Porites lobata, 744 nucleotides. NCBI's taxonomy places the organism in Eukaryota, Metazoa, Cnidaria, Anthozoa, Scleractinia, Poritidae. The record is from the annotation of a GenBank genome assembly.
AACAUCCCCUCGUCGAGUCAUUCACUCGGUUGUCGAAGAACGAGGGGAAUCAUGCAAGUCGAGUCUGCAGGCGAAUUUCCAAGAAACAGGGAUCAGGUGUACAACAUCAACAGACAAGCGAAGCGCCAGAAGGUUGAUGUACCCCUUUCCACUGGCGAUCCCCUUCUACAGGUGUUGGCAAAGGCGAAGGAAGAACAGCAAGGAUUGAGAGAAAACCUCUUUAUCAGAGAAAUCCCCUUGUUCCCAGAGCCGAUAGUUUUUCUCGCCACCGACCAGCAGUUAACUGAUGUAGUGCGAUUCUGCACCAAUCCUGAAGCGUUCUGCAUCUUGGAAGUAGACUGUACUUUUCAGAUUGCCGACUAUUACUACACCUUUACCACCUAUCGCAACCUGAUGUUAACUACUAACAAGGGAGUCCACCCUGUCUGCAUAGGACCCGGCAUUUUGCACAAACAAAAGCUUCUAACAUCAUACAAGACUUUGCCUCUCCUAAUGACAAAGUACAACAAAGACACUAGUGGUGUUCUAGCCUACGGAACAGAUGGAGAGGAAAACCUCUUUAAGGCCAUGUCGCAAGUCUUUGUAGACGCAAAGCAUUUGCGUUGUGACAUUCACCUGAGGGACAAUGUCAAACGAAAACUGAGUGAGCUUGGAAUAUCAGGAAGUGUGGCCGACGAAAUUGUCUGUGAUAUUUUUGGAAAGGUACUUGGAGAAGUGACUGAGGGUGGACUAGUUGACUGCACU